AUGGCAUAUCCCUUCCAAAUAGGCCUUCAAGAUGCAACCUCCCCCAUUAUAGAGGAACUAACACACUUCCAUGACCAUACACUAAUAAUCGUAUUCCUAAUCAGUUCACUAGUACUUUAUAUUAUUUCAACUAUACUUACCACAAAACUAACGCAUACAAGCACAAUAGAUGCCCAAGAAGUAGAGACGGUAUGAACGAUCUUGCCAGCUAUUAUUUUAAUUAUAAUUGCCCUACCCUCAUUACGAAUCCUCUAUAUCAUAGAUGAAAUCAACAAUCCUUCACUAACCGUAAAAACUAUAGGACACCAAUGAUAUUGAACCUACGAAUAUACUGAUUAUGAAGACCUAAGUUUUGACUCCUACAUAAUUCCUACGCAAGAACUAAAGCCCGGUGAACUUCGACUAUUAGAAGUAGAUAACCGAGUUGUGUUACCCAUAGAAAUAACAGUUCGCAUACUAAUCUCAUCAGAAGAUGUACUCCACUCAUGAGCCGUGCCGUCCCUAGGACUAAAAACCGAUGCUAUCCCAGGACGAUUAAAUCAAACCACUUUAAUAGCCAUGCGACCAGGACUAUACUAUGGACAAUGCUCAGAGAUCUGUGGCUCCAACCAUAGUUUUAUGCCCAUCGUUAUUGAAUCCGUACCAUUAUCUUGCUUCGAGAAAUGGUCUGCCUCAAUGCUUCAAU
Molecule: messenger RNA, 685 nt
Organism: Callorhinus ursinus (northern fur seal)
Lineage: Eukaryota; Metazoa; Chordata; Mammalia; Carnivora; Otariidae
Source: the annotation of a RefSeq genome assembly